CCCUUUCCCCGUGAACACCGAACGCGGGGUUCUGAGAAGGGUGGGAGGAGUUAAAUUCUUGGCUGGGUGGGGGGCGUUCUUGUGGGCGCCACGCCCCUACAGGAAGGAAGGGGGAGAGCGCGCGCGCGUUUGUGUGUGUGCGCGCGUGUGUGUACGUGUGUGUGUGUGUGUGUGUGUGUUUAGGAAUACACUUAGAAGGGAGGGGGCGGCCAGGGUGGGCCACCGGAUUGAAAAAUUGGAACAUCACUGGGGCUAUUGCUGGUUAACACAGAAAUCAGCCUCCUGGGCCAUGUCGGUUCUAAGGCCUGUUUCCUGUCAUGAGCCUCAGCAGAAGACGGACUCGCCAGCGCUCACAGUGGAUGACUUCCUCUCCCUGAACAAGAGAUGGGAUAGUACCGGGGAUCUGCCUAUCACCAGACUCUGGGCUUAAUAAACCAGCUGAAUGAAGGGAUGUAAUAGACCUCUGGGAGGGACACUGAAGCCUGCAGUGGGGGGGGAGGGGCCUGGACAUACCCCUUCCCCCCCAGACUCCUCCCCCUCAGAGUCCACUCAGCCAUGGACUUUGGACCUGGACAAGAGGAGAGAAGCCGCACUUUGUUUGGUGUAUCUGAUUUGGGAUUCUCAGUUUGGAAAUGGAGUGCUGGAUGGGGGUUUGAUGAUCUCCAGGGGAGCAGCUGAGAGAAGAGAAGAAAGGUGCGUGGCUGCUUCCUAAGCCUGGAGCCCAGAGGAAACAUCCCUAGGACUGUGGGAGCGUGAGCCGGGCAAGCCAAGGGCAGCCUCGAGCCCCAGCCUUGCCCGCCUCCCCCGCGGGGGCCAGGAUGCUGAAGAAGCAGUCUGCAGGGCUUGUGCUGUGGGGCGCCAUCCUCUUUGUGGCCUGGAACGCCCUGUUGCUCCUCUUCUUUUGGACGCGCCCCGCGCCUGGCAGGCUGCCCUCAGACAGUGCUCUCGAUGACGACCCCGCCAGCCUCACCCGUGAGGUGAUCCGCCUGGCCCAGGACGCCGAGGUCGAGUUGGAGCGGCAGCGGGGGCUGUUGCAGCAGAUCAGGGAGCAUCAUGCUAGGUGGAGCCAGCGGUGGAGGGCGCCCACCGCAGCCCCGCCUGUCCUGCCGCGAGCGCCUGUGACCUCUCCGCCGGCUGUGAUCCCCAUCCUGGUCAUCGCCUGUGACCGCAGCACUGUCCGGCGCUGCCUGGACAAGCUGCUGCAUUAUCGGCCUUCGGCUGAGCGCUUCCCCGUCAUCGUCAGCCAGGACUGCGGGCAUGAGGAGACAGCCCAGGUCAUCGCCUCCUACGGCAGCGCCAUCACGCACAUCCGGCAGCCUGACCUGAGCAACAUCGCGGUGCCACCCGACCACCGGAAGUUCCAGGGCUACUACAAGAUUGCUCGGCACUACCGCUGGGCGCUGGGCCAGGUCUUUCACAAGUUCAAGUUCCCAGCGGCGGUGGUGGUGGAGGAUGAUCUGGAGGUGGCUCCAGACUUCUUCGAGUACUUCCAGGCCACGUACCCGCUGCUGAGGGCCGACCCCUCUCUCUGGUGUGUGUCCGCCUGGAACGACAACGGCAAGGAGCAGAUGGUGGACUCAAGCAAGCCUGAGCUGCUCUACCGCACAGACUUUUUCCCUGGCCUGGGCUGGCUGCUGUUGGCCGAGCUCUGGGCUGAGCUGGAGCCCAAGUGGCCCAAGGCCUUCUGGGACGACUGGAUGCGCCGGCCGGAGCAGCGACAGGGCCGGGCCUGUGUGCGGCCUGAAAUCUCCAGAACGAUGACCUUUGGCCGCAAAGGUGUGAGCCAUGGGCAGUUCUUUGACCAGCACCUCAAGUUUAUCAAGCUGAACCAGCACUUCGUGCCCUUCACCCAGCUGGACCUGUCCUACCUGCGACGGGAGGCCUAUGACAGGGAUUUCCUUGCGCGUGUCUACGGUGCUCCCCUGCUGCAGGUGGAGAAAGUGAGGACCAGUGAGCGGAGUGAGCUGGGGGAGGUGCGGGUGCAGUACACGAGCAGGGACAGCUUCAAGGCCUUCGCCAAGGCCCUGGGAGUCAUGGAUGACCUCAAGUCCGGUGUCCCCAGGGCCGGCUACCAGGGCAUCGUCAGCUUCCUGUUCCGGGGCCGCCGUGUCCACCUGGCCCCACCCCAGACCUGGGCCGGCUACGACCCUAGCUGGAAUUAGCAGCACCUGCCUGCCCCUCCUGGGGCCCCUCCUGGCCAUAUCAUGGCCUAAGAUGGGACCGCAGUCCCUGGGCUGCAUCAUCCUCUCUUGUGUUUCUCUCUUGGGUCCAUUUAUCUUCUGGUUUUGUUUUUUUUUUCUUUCUUUGAGUGGCAUUCAAGUGCACAGAUGAUAAGGUGAGGCUUAAUCUCCCGUUCUCAAGGGGGUCAAAUCAGGGGAAUCUUUCUGGGGUAUGUUGGGGGAGUUACUAAGCAGGAAACCACUGUGUGGUAGGGAGAGACUUGGGCUUGUUGGGGCCACAAAAUCCACGUUCCAGGUUUUCUCCUAGGACAUCUGUGGAGAGGUUGGCAACUUUAGUUCUCUUGAUGAGGCCUCUUUUCCCUGUCCUGGCUAUUCUAGCCAGAGUAUGAGCCCUCCUCCUAUACCUGUCCCCCACCAUCUCCACCUUCCCGCAAUUGGAGCAAGGUGGGAGGCUGGAUUAUGUGAGAAGGAGAUGUACUUGUGGCCAAAAUGAGACUAACUAAAGGGGUUUCAUCAUCAUCAGGGUCUGGGCGGAGCUGUUAGGUUGUCAGGGUUUACUCCCUCCUGCCUGUAUUUCUCUUCUUCCCCCUCUCCUUUAUCCCUGACCUCCUCUCAGCUCUUCUUUCCCUGCAGCCUAGCAGUUCGUGAUUCCAAGAUGAAACGGUGAAGGGGAAAAGCAGAACCUCUCCUCAGCUCACCCGCUGGGGUGGGGGGAAAAGCCUUGGGUGCUGGGGCGCCCCUCCCUCAUCCUUCCUCCAAGAAACAGACUGCCCCCUAUCCCGUCCUUUCUAAAAACCAAUCCUUUCCCUGUCGCUCUGGGACGGUUCAUGCUAGCCCGGCCCGUGGCUUCUGGAGGCCCUCUCGGUGUGAGGUAGAGCAGCCAAGACCAUUCAGCCCAGCCUCCUUCCCUUCUCCCCCAAGCAUUCCCUUCCCGUGUGCACAGAUUAGGACGCAGAUGGCGGGUUGGAGAGCAACGUGUGUGUUUUUCUUUCUUGCCUGACCUCAGUUCAUGGAAGAAAGUUGAAGCUACAGAAUUAUUUUCAAAAAUAAAGCCUGAAUUGUCU
Messenger RNA from Balaenoptera acutorostrata (minke whale), 3244 nucleotides. RefSeq names its product alpha-1,3-mannosyl-glycoprotein 2-beta-N-acetylglucosaminyltransferase (gene MGAT1). The transcript has 3 exons. Gene Ontology annotation, biological process: protein N-linked glycosylation. The coding region runs from base 819 to 2162 and encodes 447 amino acids. The record is from RefSeq and is a predicted model, not a curated record. Gene Ontology annotation, cellular component: Golgi apparatus. Gene Ontology annotation, molecular function: alpha-1,3-mannosylglycoprotein 2-beta-N-acetylglucosaminyltransferase activity. NCBI's taxonomy places the organism in Eukaryota, Metazoa, Chordata, Mammalia, Artiodactyla, Balaenopteridae.